UUUUGAAAAAGCGUUCUACGGGAAGUGAGAAGGAACAUCCAGUAGGAUUCACGGCUAUUAGGGAUUUUUCUUCAAUUAAUUUCGAAGCUGCAGUGCCUCAAGAAAAAUAAUAGGAUAUUGCUAGCAAAUAAAACCAGACCAUUGCCAUGUCUGAGACAUACGAUUUUCUGUUCAAAUUCCUAGUGAUUGGAAAUGCAGGAACUGGAAAAUCAUGUCUUCUUCACCAGUUUAUUGAGAAGAGAUUCAAAGACGAUUCGAAUCACACCAUUGGAGUGGAGUUUGGCUCAAAGAUAAUCAACGUGGUAAACAAAUAUGUUAAACUCCAAAUCUGGGACACUGCGGGACAAGAGAGAUUCAGGUCUGUUACACGGAGUUACUACAGAGGCGCUGCUGGAGCCCUGCUUGUAUAUGACAUCACCAGCCGGGAAACCUACAAUGCCCUGACCAACUGGCUGACAGACGCCAGGAUGCUGGCCAGCCAAAAUAUUGUCAUAAUCCUGUGUGGUAACAAGAAGGACUUGGACGCAGACCGGGAAGUCACCUUCCUGGAGGCGUCUCGCUUUGCUCAGGAAAAUGAGCUUAUGUUUCUGGAGACAAGUGCUCUGACAGGGGAGAAUGUAGAGGAGGCCUUUGUGCAGUGUGCCAGGAAAAUCCUCAACAAGAUAGAGUCGGGAGAGUUGGACCCGGAGAGGAUGGGAUCAGGGAUCCAGUACGGAGACGCCGCGCUGCGCCAGCUGCGCUCCCCUCGCAGGGGACAGGCCGAGAGCGCUCAGGAAUGUGGCUGUUAGUGAACACGCUCAGUAUGCCCAGGACCAAGGCAGGUUGGUGAAGACUUCGAGGAAAUAUGAGAUGUAGGGAACAUGAUACAGGGCUCAUAAUGGUGGAGCGACUCUUCUCUGACCUUUUAUCUUCCCAACUUCUGGAUGUUCCGUCAGAGACCCACAGAGAGUCCUGGAUUCCUGGCCCUACUCUGGACUGCUGAGCUUGUUCCUAGGCCCCUCAGACACAGGCAGAGAGUCCCGUUUCAUCUUACUCAAGCCCUUUAAUCAUCUGGGCUGUAUUCAUAAAGCGUCUCAGAGUAUGAUUGCUGAUGUGAUUUGUUUUUCCUUUUAUAUAAUAAUGAACAAGAUAACAGGGAACCCAAAUCCUAGAUCAGCACACUAAUCACAUCUCAGCACACUGAGAUGCUAUAUGAUAAUGGGACCUGACAUCUUACUUUCACCCCUGUACUUCUGCCCUAUGCUACCCAUAGCAUAUUGCAUUGUGUACAGUGUUAUCUGUAUAAAGAACACAUAAUAUAGUCCCUCAAAGCAGUGGUUCCAAAACUGUGGGGCUCAUCCCUGUCGGAAGGGGAGUUGCAGCGAUGGGACAAGACUGUGACGACCAAUUGGAUAUCACGGAAAUUGGGGUGAAAAAAUGUCCAGAUCAACUAGCCCAAGUUUUUUUUAGCUAGGUUUUUUAGCCCACUGAUAUUGUUGUAAUGUUUGAGUCACUCAGAUAUCACAUGAACACAUAAGACAUGGCGGAAUGUGUAGAAUUGCAGGAAAUUAGCUUUAAAACUGCCAACAAGGGAUGUGAACAGUUCCUGUCAUGGACAGUGCUUGUGCCCAUAGAAAUAGACAGAUGUUCCCCAGUGAUGGAAGGGGGGCGGGGCUGAGUGAGUUUGGGAACCACUGCCUCAAAGCAUAUUUUAUGGACUGAAUAUCAGAAUUUAAUUAUUAGCUGAAGAAUAAUCUAUCAAUUAUGUCAUGUUAUAGUGAGAAUUAUCAAUCGGCACUGUCUCACGCCUGCUGGUUUCAUUGACCCGUUGUUUGGGUUGUUCUUUGGGUUGAUAUUAUUAGUUGUUUUUCCCUCCCUAAUUGUUAUGAGUCAUGUCAUGCUUUUUAAAUUUAUUCUCAAUGAUAUAGAAGCUCUUUUUAAAAUAAAGUAUUCAAAAUGUA
This is a messenger RNA of Oncorhynchus keta (chum salmon), 1940 nucleotides long. RefSeq names its product ras-related protein Rab-4A. Lineage: Eukaryota; Metazoa; Chordata; Actinopteri; Salmoniformes; Salmonidae. Gene Ontology annotation, cellular component: endosome. Gene Ontology annotation, biological process: Rab protein signal transduction; regulation of endocytosis. Gene Ontology annotation, molecular function: GTPase activity; GTP binding. The transcript has 8 exons. The record is from RefSeq and is a predicted model, not a curated record. Bases 147 to 788 code for a protein of 213 amino acids.